This is a messenger RNA of Phanerochaete carnosa HHB-10118-sp, 2002 nucleotides long. RefSeq lists its product as uncharacterized. Bases 73 to 798 code for a protein of 241 amino acids. The record is from RefSeq and is a predicted model, not a curated record. Lineage: Eukaryota; Fungi; Basidiomycota; Agaricomycetes; Polyporales; Phanerochaetaceae. The transcript has 2 exons.
CUUGACUUCUCCCUUGCUAUUCUAUCUCCUGUUCUAAUCCUACUCUAGAAAAAAAUUAACUUGGUCGACAAAAUGCGCUUUGCUGCCGUCGUUGGUCUCCUGGUUUGCGCAACGGUGCCGGUCACCGUCUCCGCUUGUGAAGGCGAUUGCAUCGUCGGCAUCACGAACGCAUUCCUCACGAACUACACCCGCCCUGUAGAUUUUGUUAUGGACAACGUUGCAAAGCAGAUCUCCAACAUGCUGCCGACGCAUCCGGGACUCGAAACCUCGCGGAACUACCUGCGCCUGUUUAUGGACGCAUACCAGAACGACGCCUACGACGGUAUGGAGACGGCGAUCUUCCCGAGCUACUUCCACGGCAAGUGCCAGCAGGAUGGCGUCGACCCUCCCGGCUGUCCGAACCCUGACUGCCCCGUCGUCUGCGGCACGCCCGGCUCCCUCGUGCACUUCUACCCCCAGCUCCGCUACAUCGCGUUCAACCAGACCAAGCACCACCUGCAGAUGCUCGCGACGCCCGGGUCCGACGCCUACCGCCAAGUCGAACAAAACGUGCUGGACGCCGACGAUGCGAAGACGCGGCGCGCGAUUCGAAUCUACCGACGCUCUAGCUACGGAACUGUCCCGCUCUACUUGACCAGACGUGAGGAAGACAUGAAGACCAGACUCAAGGAAAUUAUGCAAAACGUCGGACCAAUGCUCUUGCAGACCUGCGGCGGCUUGGCGGACGGCGAGACCAACGGGCUUUCGGACUGCAGCUGGGAACAGGCGAUGAAGGAGUAUAUUCUCACCUUCCCUUGAUCAACACACUGUCUCUACUGUCUGUCUUUGUCACACAAAAUGUAUCCUUCUGUUCGAUCCUGAAAUUAGAACACGCUGGAGUCGUCGAGCUCAGCGGUGACAUCCGGCCCAGCAGACUGCACUGUCUACAUUUGUACACACGUCAACGAGCAUGGUCAGCAUCCCGACAAUUCUGGGCACCUCAAUAAUACUUCCAUCCAUCACUCUGUGUUCCGCCAGGGCUAUGCGGUUCUGGGGGAGCAACAGCUUCAGCGGGCAGCGGGCCCGUUGGCGCAGAUGUUCCUCCAGCACGCCGACCAGUGUUCAUCCCUUCCGAGACUGUUCCUUGAGGUGCACCGCACCCUCGUGGGCUCUCACCGCAAGGACCGACUGCCCGCCGUCGCGCGUUACGCGCAGACGAGACUGGACGUGCAGGUACCCCUGGCCAAGCGGCGCGACGGUGCCCGCGUCGUCCGGCGAGGCGCCCACGCCUGAGUCGCCGUCCGACGAGUGCGCCGCGGCCGCGCCGCCAUCGCGCACGCCGAGGCCGUUCUGCGGGAACACGAUGGCCUGGCCCGUGCGGAGCGAGACGAUCUGCGGCGGCUACAGUGUCAUGCUGCUAUGCGGAGCGCAAAACGCACCUUCGCGAAGAGCUCGUCGAACGUGUCUUCGGCCGCGGAGACGUGGUUCGUGAGCAGGCGCAGCCAUUUCGGCGAUGAGAAUCGGUGUGCGAUGAUGAAUGAGCAGAGGUCGAGGAACUUGUUCGGGACAACUGUGGGCUCCUGCGUCGAGAUAACGACGCGUGUCGCCAGGUGGCGUUGCUGACGGAUGACAGACAGAAGAGAGUCCGUCAGGCGGGAUGAAGCGCCUGUCUGAGAGUCAGACAGAUACUGCAAAGAACGAUGAGCACGAGGAUGGGCAGCGGAUUGUAAAAUUCGGAGCGAUAGCAAGACCUCACCUUGUGCGCCUCAUCAAGCACGACUAGCUUUCCAGCCGCGUCGACGUCCGCUUCGAUGAAGAGACCUAAGAUGAGAUCGAAGAGUCCACAUGCAGAUGAACCGUCCAUGAAGGGCGAGGAUAAGCUACAAGACGAAUCAACAAUCUACGCCGCAUAAGACUCGGUACAACUCACUCUAUUAUCGUAAGCUGUCCCUUGCGGAAGUGGCUGGAUACACGAUUAUAGGCAUUGCCGCCCUCGAGACAGGAGUCCAGCAACGAGAGCCGA